CUAUUUAUAUGAGGACGACACAAAUUUGAGUAUGUCCUUUCCUCACAAAUCUGAAAUGCUUGACGCGCUCCUUAAGCACAAACACCUAGGAAGGCACGUUCUUCCUCUCACCCACCGCUUUCUUCCCCGCGUCUCCUAUCAUUUCCCGGCGACUCACUAAACCAUCGGCCGGAAAGAUCCUGAUCCGAUCCUCGGAUUUCAUAAUCUUUUAGUUAAUCCACUAGAUCAGAUUAAUGGCUCCGGUUUCGGCUCUCGCCAAGUACAAGCUUGUGUUUUUAGGAGAUCAAUCUGUGGGGAAAACCAGUAUCAUUACUCGCUUCAUGUACGAUAAAUUCGAUACCUCAUAUCAGGCCACUAUUGGUAUUGAUUUCCUUUCAAAGACAAUGUACCUUGAAGAUCGUACAGUGAGGUUGCAGCUCUGGGAUACAGCAGGGCAAGAGAGAUUUAGGAGUCUCAUACCUAGCUAUAUCAGGGACUCGUCUGUUGCUGUGAUUGUUUACGAUGUUGCAAGUUCAGGUCGGCAGACAUUCAUUAACACUGUAAAGUGGAUUGAAGAAGUUAGGACCGAGCGUGGGAGUGAUGUUAUAAUUGUCCUUGUUGGGAAUAAAACUGACCUUGUUGAGAAAAGGCAAGUCUCUAUAGAGGAAGGAGAAGCUAAAGCUCGUGAAUUAAAUGUCAUGUUUAUUGAAACCAGCGCAAAGGCGGGCUUCAAUAUAAAGCCACUAUUCAGAAAGAUAGCUGCAGCAUUGCCAGGAAUGGAGACAUUAUCCUCAGCUAAGCAAGAAGAUAUGGUUGACGUUAACCUUAAGUCUACCAACUCAAACUCGGCACAGUCUCAACAGCAGUCUGGAGGAUGCGCCUGUUGAUUUCAUCUCCUUUUGUACGUAUGGUUCCCCAUUUCACCUCCUUCGGAACUUCAACGUGUCUGUAAAGAUCUAUUUGAGUUCUCAGAUUGGGAGGUGUUUAAGAUACAGUUUUUUUGUCUUUUACAGUUUUAUAAGUAGACAUGUUUGGUAUAUCAGCUCUUAUCUGUAGCAUUUCCUAGCCCUACGCCUGUUAGAUAUAUACUUCUUGGCCUUAAUUUUUUACAGUUUUCAGCAGUUUUUAAUGGAACUUUCAUUGCGUUCAUUUU
Messenger RNA from Cuscuta epithymum, 1132 nucleotides. NCBI's taxonomy places the organism in Eukaryota, Viridiplantae, Streptophyta, Magnoliopsida, Solanales, Convolvulaceae. The record is from the annotation of a GenBank genome assembly.